This is a messenger RNA of Maniola jurtina (meadow brown), 3217 nucleotides long. Its product is annotated as ATP-binding cassette sub-family G member 1-like. The record is from RefSeq and is a predicted model, not a curated record. Lineage: Eukaryota; Metazoa; Arthropoda; Insecta; Lepidoptera; Nymphalidae. Gene Ontology annotation, cellular component: plasma membrane. The transcript has 11 exons. The coding region runs from base 282 to 2285 and encodes 667 amino acids. Gene Ontology annotation, molecular function: ATP hydrolysis activity; ABC-type transporter activity; ATP binding.
UGGUUAGUGCGGUUAGUUAGCCGGUGCCGUUUACGUAGAAUGCGCGUGUCCGUAGACGCAGGCGCAGCUAUGCAUAAUCGUAAUUGACAUCGAAGAAAUAGUUCAACAACUGACGAAAUAGACUUAUUAUUCUUGUUUGACAUCGAUACAAUUCAAUUAAAAGGAUUUAAACUGAACAAUAUCUUCGAGAAACAUAAAGUAAAUAGAAUUCGACGUUAACAAGUUGAAAAAUUGUGACAUGAAGUGUUAGAAAGAUUGAAAAGCGUUGAUCGAAAUUCAAAAUGUCGAGCAUCCCUUUGGUUCGUCGCGCGAUUGCUGGGGCAGCUUUGGCCCACACAUCUGCAGCCAACGAUGUGGUGCCGUUGGACAUGAGUCCAGAUGAAGGCAACCAAUGGACCCCUGCGGCUUUGGAAAGAGCCGGCUCAACUUUGAAAGCCCUAAAUCGCAUGGCGAAAAGACCACCCGUGCACAUACUUUUUGAAGAUGUUGGAUUCACUGUCAGUUCGGGAAAAGGAGAGCGUCGGAUACUUCACAACGUGUCGGGCGAGUUCCGUUCCGGGGAGCUGACGUGCAUCCUGGGACCUUCUGGCGCUGGCAAAUCUACGCUGUUAAACAUUCUUGCAGGAUACACUUCAAUAGGCGUGAACGGCCGCAUCACAGUGAACGGGCACGCGCGCGACAUGCGAGUGUUCAAGAAGCUGAGCAGUUACAUCAUGCAGGAUGACCUCCUGCAGCCCAGGCUCACCGUCAAGGAGUCCAUGAUGAUCGCCGCUGAUCUCAAACUGGGGAAGGAGCUAGGGAGGCCGGAGAAAGAACUUAUUGUUGAAGAAAUCCUUCAAACUCUCGGACUAUGGGACCAUCAGAACACCAUGUCCCAAAAACUAUCCGGAGGCCAGUCCAAACGUCUGUCCGUAGCAUUAGAGCUGGUCAACAACCCACCUAUCAUCUUCCUGGACGAACCUACCACAGGCCUGGAUAUAGUGUCAAUACGUCAUCUGGUAGUUCUUCUAAGGCUUCUAUCUCGGCAAGGGAGAACAAUUAUAUGCACCAUCCACCAGCCCUCCGCUUCCUUAUUCUCGCUGUUUGACCGAGUUUAUGUGUUAUCCAGAGGACUAUGCUGUUAUCAGGGCGCAGCGCCUCUCCUCGUCCCGUUUCUAUCGGAAAUCGGUCACGUGUGUCCGACGACACACAAUCCGGCCGAUUUCGUGUUGGAGACGCUGCUGAGUGAUAUGGAAGCAUCAGCACAAAUGUCGGAACUCUGCCAGAACGGAAAGCUGUGUAGGAAGCUUGAUCGGCUAACUGUGAGAGGAGGACGGAAACCAGUAUUACAUUCAGACGAGUCAAUCCAGAGGAUAUUCGUGGAGCAUGUCGCCAAAGAACAAAUGCAGAAGAUGGAGUUCCCCACCACGUUCUUGACACAAUUCCUGAUUCUGAUAAAACGAAUGUUCACGCAGACAAUCAGAAAUUCGCUUAGUUUAUGGAUUCAACUGUUGCACCACGUAAGCGCGGCGGUUCUCCUCGGUGGCAUAUUCUUCCUCAUCGGCAAUGAUGGAAACGCGCCGAUCGCCAACUUCAAGUUCUGCCUGAGCUGCGUAGUCUUCUUCAUGUACACCUAUAUCAUGAUACCUGUACUAUUGUUUCCAAUGGAGUUACGGAUGCUACGUAGGGAGUAUUUCAAUCGCUGGUACAGCUUGAAGGCGUACUACGCAGCGCUAACAUUUUCAACUUUGCCAUUCAUGUUCGCCUUGGGCACGUUGUUCAUACUCAUCGGCUACCUGAUGUCGGGCCAGCUGCUGGAGUUCGACCGCUUCGUACUGUUCACCAUCAGCGGCAUAUUGACGGGAAUCUGCUCUGAGGGACUUGGUCUGCUCGUCGGCUCUACAUUCAGCGUUACUAACGGCUCAAUCAUCGGUCCGGCGACUGCAGCACCCCUCUUGGCUCUGUGUUGUUAUGGCAUGGGCUUCGGACCAUACAUCGAGUGGUUCAUGAAGCUGCUUAUGUCCUUAUCGUACCUACGCUACGGCCUAACCGGUUUCUGCCUCGCCUUGUACCAAAAACGCCAACUUAUGGACUGCAAUACUGAUUUCUGCUUAUAUGCUGAUACAAAAAUCCUUUUGAGAGACUUGGGUAUGGCGAAUGACAACUACGGAACCCAGAUAGCUGGUCUGCUUGGAUUUACUGUAUUGUACAGACUAGUUGCGUACUUUAUGCUGAGAUAUCGUCUAACGGCCGAAUAUAAGAGCAGAUUCAUGACCUAUGUUAGCAAAUUUUUGAAGCAUAGAUAACCUAACCUAGAUAGACCUUGUAGAUGCUUUGUUACUGAUUUAAAUUCACAUAUUAGAGACUAUAGGACAGGUACCUACUCUGUCUCACUGAGACGCUCGUAAAGGCACGGUUGCGGGAGAAUGACAGUUGAUGUAAAAAUCUAGGAAUUCAACGUCGCGGUGACCCAACUCCAUGAGCUGUUUCAGUCAAGCAGUACACCAUACUUAGCCAUCGAUAUUAGAACUUAACCUGCCAGACUGGUUAAUUCUGGAUAGGUAGACAAAAAAUUAGAUAAUUGUAGCUAUACUGUUUCACUGAGAUGAGUCGUGAGGUAGGGCACAGGUUGCGGGAGUGACCGUCAACACUCAACGUCACUUUUAUGUCAUCCUCCGGCAACUCCUACCUACCUCACGAGCCGUUUCAGUCAAACAGUACCUACCUACACCUAUCUUUAAAAAGUUACGAAGUUUUUAUGUAUUAAAAAUUGAUAUUUGACCUCGUAGUUAAUUAAGAACUAAGUACUUUUUAAUGCAAUUUCAAUGAAUUACUAAUUAGAUAGGUGAAAUAUUAUUGUAGGUAGGUAUUGAAAUUAGUUGAUAAUUGGGUAGGUAGACCGUAGGAUGAAAUAAUAAUUUAUAUAACUAUCUGUGAUUUUUUGUUUAGCUUUAUGUACGAAUUAAUUAUUAAGUAAAAUUAUGCACUAUAUUGAGAUGAAUUGGACAUUUUUAUUUUGUUCUGCUGGAUUAAAAAUCAAUGGAAUCAAAAUAUUUGAAAUAAAAUUGUAUGACAGAAACAAGAGAUACCUAUAGAAUUAUUAAAUGACCAAUAAAUACUUAAUAGAAUAGGUGAGUAAGUUUGUUUGAAUUUAAUAUUAAGAUUUUGUCACAAAAAUUGUUAAUUAAGUACUUAAGAAUAUAAAAUAUUGGUGUGAGAAAUAAAAAACUGAAGUUAA